UUAGGAUGUCGUUGGCCGGGCGGAAUCUGCACACCAUCACAGCUAUGGGACUUUAUAAUCAAGCAGAAGUCCGCCUACAAGGAAUUUUCCGACGCCCGAUUCGACCCAGAUGCAUUCCGCCAUAGCAACCCUCAACGUCCUGGAAGUAUUCAGACCCGUGGCGCAUAUCUUCUGGAUGAUGAUCCUAAGCUAUUCGAUCACGCAUUCUUUGGUAUCAGCGGCACCGAGGUUGCCACCAUGGACCCUGCCCAGAGAAAGCUACUCGAGGUUGUAUACGAAGCAUUUGAGAGUGCUGGGGAAACUAAAGAAUGCUACGCUGGCUCCAAGACUGGAGUCUUUGUUGGAAACUUUAACAGUGAUCACCUACUUGCGCAAACUCGGGACUCGGAUUUCUCAUCGCCUUACUCGUCUACAGGUGCAGGUGCGAGCAUCCUGAGUAACCGAAUCAAUUUUCUUAUGGAUCUUGUUGGGCCAAGUGUUACUGUUGAUACCGCCUGCUCGUCGUCCCUGUUUGCUCUUCAUCUUGCCGUCACCGCAAUUUAUCGAGGUGACUGUGAGUCAGCUAUCGUUGCAGGAUCGAACCUUAUCAUGACUCCCGAUGUUCAGCUGAUGCUCACCAAGCUUGGAGCAUUAUCGCCUACAUCCAGCUGCCAUACUUUUGAUGCUUCAGCAGAUGGAUACGCACGUGGCGAAGGAUUUGCGGCUUUUUAUAUUAAGAAGCUGUCCGAUGCAGUAAAAAAUGACUACCCAGUGCGUGCUGUUAUCAGAGGAACCUCAAUCAACUCGAACGGACGAUCCGCAGGUCUGACCCACCCAAGUUCUCAAGGCCAGGAAGCGGUCAUAAGGCAAGCUUACCAGAACGCACAACUCGAUCCAAAAGACACGGGCUAUUUCGAAGCGCACGGCACAGGAACUCCUGUCGGCGAUCCCAUUGAAGUGGCAGCAAUCGGAAAUGUUUUCGGUACUAGCACGAGCAGCAGUCCGUUGCUUAUUGGAUCAAUAAAACCCAACAUUGGACAUACGGAAGCAACGAGUGGAUUAGCUGGAAUCAUGAAGGCAAUCCUAGCACUGGAGGCAAAUCUGAUCCCCCCAACACGUGGCAUCAUAGCGCUCAAUCCUAAGGUGGAUUUUACGAAGGCUAACGUACAGGUUGCCACGGAAACUCUCCCUUGGCCCGCGGACAAGUUACGCAGAGCCAGUAUUAACUCUUUCGGAUACGGGGGCGCCAACGCUCAUUGCAUUCUCGACCAUGUCUCAGUACUUAUCCCUGAAUUAUCGGAAACUAAUAGCGUUGUCUCCUUGGACACCAACGGAAGCAUCGAGACUUUUGCUAAUCGGCCUCCUUGCACACCCAACCUUGCUCGACCAAGAAAGGUGCGAAGCGCGAGUGCCAGCACUAGGAGACUGACCCUUCUUCCUCUAUCAGCCCAUGAUGAGGAUGCUCUCAAAACGAUCGAGAGAAGAAUCCUCGAUAAUAUAGCGAGCUUGCCACUAGCUGAUGUUGCAUACACUCUCGCUUGUCGCAGAUCGAAGUAUCGUCAUCGCUCAUACAGUGUGAUGCAACUGGACAAUAGUGGCGCUACAUCCGUCCUCAGCAAAGGAAAUCCUCGGAAGCUCCAAGAUGUACAUGUUCCAACGAUUGCUUUUGUCUUCACAGGACAAGGAACUCACUGGUCUGGGAUGGGAUCGACAUUGUUAGAGUACGAGACGUUCCGAACCACAAUUGCAUAUCUUGAUGCUAUCUUGUCCCGGCUUUCGUUUGCCCCCGAUUGGAAAAUUCAAGAUGUAUUAUCUGGUGCAAGUGACCUUCCAAUCGGGUCGCCGAUGAUAUCUCAGACCGUCUGUACAGCUUUACAGAUUGGCUUGGUUGAUCUCUUAAGGACCUGGGAUGUAAAACCGACGGCAGUCGUCGGGCACUCUUCUGGAGAGAUUGCUGCUGCCUACUGUGCUGGACACGUGAGAUCUGCAGAAGCUAUCGCCAUUGCAUACUGUAGAGGCGUGGCAGUGUCUAAAAAUGAACAAAAAGGUCUCAUGCUUGCCGUAGGUCUUGGUGAACUCCAGGUGAGAUCUUAUCUCAGAGACCGGUACGCUACGAUUCAGUUGGCAGCGAUCAACUCACCGGAUAGCGUCACUCUUUCAGGAGACGCGGACUAUAUAAAUGAUCUCUCCGAUCUAUUACACUCCCAGGGCAUAUUUACUCGUAUCCUCCAAACUGGUGGGAAUGCAUAUCAUUCCUUCCAUAUGGAACCGCUCGGUUUGGAGUAUGAGGUGUUACUCACACAGGCUCUCAAGGAGCUAGAAAUGGAGCAACAGCCAAGCAACGAAGGCUAUAAUAGCCAGAUUACUUGGAUAUCUUCGGUGUUUCCAGACAUCUCUAUGGCUCAAUCGAGAACGAAGCCACUCUAUUGGCGCCAGAAUCUCAUCUCGACGGUCCAGUUCUCAGCGGCUGUCGUAAAUAUCCUCCACUCAGAAAAUCCUCGAGUCGAUAUGAUGGUUGAGAUAGGGCCACACUCGGCGCUGAAAUCCCCUCUGGCACAGAUCUGGGCCACCGAGCGGGGAGAAGAUGUCGGUAGAGUUAUUUAUCAUUCAGCCCUCUUUCGGGGCCAGGAUGGUAUGCAGACCCUCCUCCAACUCUGUGGGUCACUCUUCUGCGAAAAUUACCCUGUAGAUUUGGUAGCGAUGAAUUCCGAGGACCAUCUUGUAGCUGGAGAGCACGUUCAUCGCCACGGUCGGACUACAGGAAGCUUACCACCUUACAGUUUCAGUUAUGGUCUACCUAUAUAUAGUGAGAGUAGGAUAAGCAAAGAGAUGCGCUUAAGACGCCAUGCUCGACACGACCUUCUAGGAUCAAGACAGCCAGGCUGUUCUACGAAGUCACCUUCAUGGCGUAAUAUCCUGCGAAUCAAAGAUGUGCCUUGGUUGGAGCACCAUAAGUUGCUUCCUCAUACUGUAUUCCCUGCAUCAGGCUAUAUCUGCAUGGCGGUGGAAGCAGCCAAUCAAGUCUUUGCCGAGCAAAACUCACUUGAAAACAUCGGAGGAUACAUUCUCCAGAAUGUUGGUAUCCAGAAAGCAAUGCGCAUACCAGAGGACGACCGGGGGCUCGAGAUAGUGUUCGAUUUGGAACAGCGCCAAACCGCUAAUGGAGCAUUGCAUCGAUUCCGGGUCAGCUCAGUGACCCAGCCAGAUGGUAUUUGGAGUGACCAUUGCUCGGGAGAAAUAAGGGUUAUGAAGAAGGGUUCACUAGCCAAAGAGUUUCAACCUCACGAAAAGAUAACAAGCCCGCCUGAUCCCCGCAUACUGAGCAGUGACCGAUGGUACAACACCUUUUCAGACACGGGUAUCAGCUACGGUCCCUCGUUCCAAGCAAUAUCAGAUCUGAUGUCCAACCCUCAGAGCGAAACCGUUUCGGCAAAGAUCGCGCUACGCACGACGAAAGAAUUCUUUUCCGGGGAAGAGUCAUCCUACCUGCUACAUCCAGCUUCUCUGGAUGCCUGCCAUCAGCUUGCGAUUGUCGCUGGCCAUCGAGGCCACAGGGAUAACGCGCAGCAUGCGUUCGUUCCGAUCUUUUUUAGGCGAAUAUCACUCUGGACCCCGAAAGGCCCAGUCCAGGACUCUGCUUUUGCUGUUUGCCACAGCACUCGUCGCGGUAUCAGAGGACUCUACGCCCAGAUUCAGCUCAUGAGUCAUGAUAGAGAGCCGCUUCUAAGCAUAGAGGAUCUACGGUGCGUUGCGUAUGGAGAGAAUACAGCUGCUGUCAAAACUCCUCGUCGGCCAUAUCGAAACCUGGUAUGGAAGCCCGAUAUUUCCAAAGUCAGCCAGGAGUAUGCAGACAAGAGCUUCGCCCCUCCAUCCAUUGGGCUUGAGCUUACCUCAGACAUGGACAGGCUCGAUCGUCUUUGCGCUUAUAUCAUCAUGGAAAUGUCUACGGAUCCGGAAUCUCAGCUCACCAAGCCUGAUUACGAGCCCCACAUGAUCAAAUUCCUUUCGUCGAUAAGAAGACGUGUGGACCCUGAGGAUUCUGUGCUUUGCGAAGCGGCUUCCGUUUCUAGUAUUGAUCGGCUCGCUACGAUAUCUGCCAUUACCACCCAGAUGAAAGAGAAGAUUGAGGUGCAACUCAUCGAUCGGAUCUUUCAAAAUCGUGGGAAUAUAUUCAACGGUAGCAAAAGCGGCCUUGAGGUCGCCCUUCAGGAUGGACUUCUCACUCAGCUGUACACAUCAAGCAUAGGGAUUGCGGGAGCGUAUCCCCAAUUGAGUCAACUCGUGGAUCUUUGCGCGUUUCGAAGUCCUCACAUGAACAUUCUGGAGAUCGGCGCUGGAACAGGCGGAGCAACAGAUGUGGUCUUGAGAAGUCUUCGGGCUGAUUCGCCUGAGAGAUUGUUUAACCAAUAUACUUUCACGGAUGUCUCUACGGCCUUCCUCACUUCAGCUAGGUCUCGAUUUGACCAUGGCGGGUUCAUGGUCUUCAAUACACUCGACUUUGAAAGUAACCCGUUGGAGCAGGGGUACGAACAACAGUACGAUCUUGUAAUCGCAUCGGAAUGCCUCCAUACGUCAAAGAAUGUCGAACAAGCACUUCGAAACGUGCGAUCACUAGUCAAACCCAAUGGCCAGCUACUCAUUGUUGAGACUACGCGAACAUUGAGGGCACAUGGACUACUCCUCGGAACAUUUCCCGAUUACUGGGUGGGAACAGAAGACUACCGUACUGAUAGUCCGUUCCUGGACGAACGCCAAUGGGACUCAGUCUUGAAGCUGGCAGGUUUCUCUGGGAUUGAUCUCCAGCUCAAAGACUACCCCUCUCCGUGGAAUAUUGCCUCUGUUUUCUUAUCCACUCGUAAAGAAGACUUCGUACCGGGAACAAUCAAUUACAGCGAUCCUGUCUACCUUGUAAAUGGGAAGGAGAGCAUCGGCCUUUGCGAAAUGGUCGCAUCGAGAUACGAUCAGAUCAGCGUCCCUGUAACACAAGAGACUCACUCACCAAUUGGAUCUGCUCGAGCCAUUUACUUCCUAGGCUUCCAGCAGCUCACAGAUCUUCAAGAUGGGUCUUGGUUCGAAUCAGUCAAGCAGGCUGUACAGCAUUAUCGCUCAGUGUUGUGGAUUACGCAAUCGAAUGUCACUGGUGGAGCAGUCCCCACGGCAGCUCUGGUGAUGGGGCUGCUUCGUGUCAUUUCUGCUGAGAACCCUCAAGCUGCCCACGUCAUAGUCGAUAUUCAGAGAGACGCAGCGGAAGGAGUGGACAUGCGCCUAGCAACUCAGUUGGUACAACUAGAGUUGGAUAUGCAAGGCAGCCAGAAUGCAGAAUAUGCUGAAAGAGAGUAUGUGUGGAGGGACGGCUGUCUCAGAAUCAGCAGGUUAGUUGCUGAUCACUCCCGAAAUGACGGCUUCCAUUUGCUGCAUUCUGAGCGGGACACUUUCAUGGACGUACCGCUCAGAGGACAGAAACCAUUCAAGAUUUCUUACCAAAAGCCGGGAAUUCUUUCUACAGUCUUCUUCACCCCCGAUGAGGAGUUUCUCCAAGAUCUUCCUGAUGAUUGGAUAAUCGCCAAGACAGAAGCUGUUGGGCUCAACUGGAAAGACGCAGCAGUUGCAACGGGUCGGUUCGAUCUCAACAACGCUAGCACCGAAUUCUCUGGUGUCAUAACACAGAUAGGAAGCGGGGUAUGUGAUUUCAACGUCGGAGAUCGAGUUUACGGGUUUGCUUUCGGCCACUUUGGGAAUUACAUGCGACUUCCAGCAACUUUCGCUCGGCGAAUGCCGGAUACAGCGUCCUUCGUCGACAUGGCAACUGUCCCAGUUGUCUUCGCUUCGGCACUGUACGCGCUCAACCGACUUGCUCGGCUCCGUGCGGAUGAAAGCGUCUUGAUUCAAUCAGCUACUGGAGGCCUGGGCACGGCUGCAAUCCAAGUAGCAAAGUCAAUCGGUGCCACUAUCUAUGCGACGGCGGGCUCUGAGAAAAAGCGUGCAUAUCUUUGCGAGGAAUUCGGAAUCCCAGUUGACCGCAUUUACAGUUCACGAGAUGUACCUGACGUACACACGUUACUCAAUAUAUCCGGAGGUGUGGGCUUUGACGUCGUUCUAAGCACAUCUUCUGGCCUAAUCAUGGAUGUAACUUGGAGUGCAAUGGCUACGCAAGGUAGAUUCAUCGACGUUGGUCGCGUUGAUGUUCAUGGACAUGGAAGCCUUCCACUUGAGCCAUUCAACCGCAAUGCAACCUUUUCUUCUUUCGAUCUCGGACGACUGGGAAUGCGGCAUCUAUCUGAGUUGAUGGGCGAGGUGGAUGAGCUUGUUCAAGCCGGUUCCAUAAAGCCUAUUUCGCCUGUCACAGAGUUCGACAUCAGCCAACUGGGAAGCGCACUCGCCAAACUGUCUGAAGGGAAGCACCUCGGAAAACUAGUCGUCAGCUAUGGGGAACAGGAUUCCUUGAUUCGAAUGACACCCUCGUGGCACACGGCGGCAUUCGAUCCGAAUGCCUGCUACGUCAUCGCGGGUGGACUGGGUGGGCUUGGGAGGAGCCUGGUAUCGUGGAUGACCACCCGCGGUGCACGCUACUUCAUCUCGCUAUCCAGAAAAGCCGAUGCGAUACCCGAGGCAUCUUCCUUCAUUCAGAGCAUGCAUGCCAAGGGGAUCCUCAUAGAACCAGUAGCGUGCGAUAUCACGGUUCGAGACGAAGUGAACUCAAUCAUUGCCACAGCUGCAGGCAAACGGACUGUGAAAGGCGUCGUCCACAUGGCCAUGGCACUCAGAGACAAAUUGUUCGCCAACCUCUCUCUAGAAGAGUGGCAAACCGGACUUGCGGCCAAGGUGCAGGGUGCGCUCAACCUCCACGAUGCCACACUAAACCUUUCCUUGGACUUUUUUGUCAUGACCAGCUCCGUGUCGACACAAAUUGCACAGCCGACUCAGGCUGCCUAUUGCGCGGCAAAUAGUUUUCAGGACUACUUUGCACGUUACCGUCGCAGCCAAGGGCGCCCAGCGACCAGUAUCGCAUUCGGCUUGAUCCACGAGGUUGGUGAGCUCGGCCGCAGGAUUGAUGUGCAAAACUCCAUGGGCCGCAAGAACCUCUAUGGCACAGGAGAGGCUGAGUUUCUACGCCUCGUCGAGGCUGCGUUCUUCCCGCCGCAGACAGACCGAAGCGAAGAUGCUGACCCGUUGGCGACGGCGCACAUAGUCACUUCGCUGGAACCAGCGCUGCUCCUCGCAAAACAGCAGGAGAACAGCAACAAGGGCAUCACAACAACGCCACCUUGGCAUCACGAUCCGCGGUUCUCCCACAUCCUCCGCGAGAUGCAGACGUUAGCUGCGACCUCUGAGGUCGCCGAAACAGCUGGGACCCGAACAUCUCUUUCAGAUCCGGCAUCCUUCCGAGCAGCACUCGAUGCUUCCAUGCGAGCCGGCGAUAGCAAACAGGCGAGAGACAUCGUCCUAAGCUCGAUUGUCAACCGUGUGGCCGAGAUGCUUUUCAUUGCGCCGGAUACUCUGGACCCGCACUUGGGCGUAUCUGCGUACGGUAUUGAUAGUCUAGUUGCAGCCGAGCUGCGGGGCUGGUUCAUCGCUACCUACAACAGCCAGAUUUCGUUUCUGAAAUUGCUCGAUCCUAGCACGAGGAUUUCUGAUCUCGCGUCAUUUGUACUGGACGAGUGGGCUGAUUUGGGCAGUAAUGUCUGAGCGGUGGAUGAGGCUCCGUCGGACAGUGAGGCUGGAGAACAUUGGAAUGGUCUCGUCUUAGGUGGCUGAUUACAGGAUGUGUCAGGUGUAAGUAGCAAGCAGAGU
Paraphaeosphaeria sporulosa is the source of this 7770-nucleotide messenger RNA. Its product is annotated as polyketide synthase. The record is from RefSeq and is a predicted model, not a curated record. Lineage: Eukaryota; Fungi; Ascomycota; Dothideomycetes; Pleosporales; Didymosphaeriaceae. The coding region runs from base 238 to 7665 and encodes 2475 amino acids. Gene Ontology annotation, biological process: secondary metabolite biosynthetic process; fatty acid biosynthetic process. The transcript has 9 exons. Gene Ontology annotation, molecular function: fatty acid synthase activity; oxidoreductase activity; 3-oxoacyl-[acyl-carrier-protein] synthase activity.